Messenger RNA from Penicillium brasilianum, 607 nucleotides. The record is from the annotation of a GenBank genome assembly. NCBI's taxonomy places the organism in Eukaryota, Fungi, Ascomycota, Eurotiomycetes, Eurotiales, Aspergillaceae.
CCGCAAAACCGCAACGAAAUACCACCCAAUAUCCAACCCGAAUAUACAUCAUUCCGCACACCAACACACCCCUUAAAAACAUACAAGAUGCUGUUCAAACAAUCAACCCGACACCUCGCGCUCGCGACGCGCAUCUCAUCACCCGUUCGAUCCGCCAUUCCCAGGCGAGCAUUCACAUCAACGACUGCAAGCCUCAACUCGGCAGAGCAGCCGAGCGCGUAUAGGCAGGGGAUGUCCAACUACAAGACUUUCGCAGGGGCUUUUGGCAAGGUCUUUCUCGGUGCUGUGCUCACGUAUCAGAUUAUCUACUGGACGUGGCUGAAGCUAGAGACGGAUGAGUCUAUGCUUGAGAAGAAUGAGGAGAUGGCUAGUCUGGAGAAGAAGGCUCGGGAAUUGGCGUCUGCCCAGAAGUGAUGAAAUAUAUCUCCUGGGUUGGCGGGAGCAGUAAUGCAAUGUUUGUACGAUAGUUGAUUCUAGCAGUUGGGAAGGGUUUAAAAUCCAAAGCAAACUUACCUAUCCCUUGGGUUGUAUUCUUCUUUCAAUUGCUUUACAAAAUCCAUUGGUCCCUCUAUGCCCAGAUUGAACUACUGUUCCGGGUGGCGGCCAC